AUGGCCAAAAAGAAUAAGAAGGAUAAGGAUGCUAAAAAAGCGCGAGCUGAACAGAAGAACAAGAAAAACCUGGAAAAAGCUGAGAAUAAAGACAAAAAGCGAAGCAGGAAGCUGAACUCCGAAGAUGACGAAGAUCUAGACAUCGAUGAAGUCCUUGCUGCGUACCGUAAAGAGCAGGAAGAGUUUGAGGAAGUUGUGGUUUUCAAUGUCGAUAGACCGAGCCAGCGUGUCAAUUCAUGCAUGAUCGCGAACCCAAUGCAUGGGAAGCGUGAAAUUAUUCUUUUCGGUGGUGAACACACCAACGACUGGACAUCAACCACAACGUUCUAUAACGAACUCUAUACCUACUCAUUGGACAGUGACCAAUGGCGGAAGAUUGUGUCGAAAAAUUCGCCAAUGCCCAGAUCCUCAACCGCGGCUGCAGCCCAUCCCAGCGGUGUUGCUCUAUUCCACGGCGGUGAGUUUUCAUCUCCCAAGCAAAACACCUUUUACCAUUAUUCUGAUACUUGGCUCUUGGACUGCAACACGAAAGAGUGGACCAAAAUCGAGCAGAAAAACGGGCCAAGUGCUCGUUCUGGACACCGUAUGACAGUUUGGAAGAACUACUUCAUUUUGCACGGAGGAUUCAGAGACCUGGGCACUUCCACGACGUAUUUGAAGGACUGUUGGCUAUUUGACAUUACUACUUACAAAUGGAAGCAAGUCGAAUUUCCUCCAAAUCAUCCAGUUCCAGAUGCCCGUUCGGGCCACUCGAUUAUUCCAACGCAAGAUGGAGCUGUCUUAUGGGGUGGCUACUGCAAAGUCAAGGCUGGGAAAGGCUUGCAAAAGGGUAAAACUUUAACGGAUUGUUGGUAUCUUAUCAUGAAGGCAGACAUUAGCAGCAUCAGGUGGGAGCGACGCAAGAAGCAGGGCUUCCAACCUUCUCCUAGAGUUGGCUGCUCCAUGGUGCAUCAUAAAGGUAGAGGUAUCUUGUUUGGCGGGGUGUAUGACUACGAAGAAACGGAGGAAGGUUUGAAUUCCGAGUUUUUCAACGAUCUCUUCUCAUACCAAGUUGAGUCCAACAGAUGGUAUGCGCUGAAGAUGAGGCCUCAGAAAAAGAGAAUCGCCGCAACUCCAAAGAGCAGCAGGAACAAAGACGAAGAACUCGAGAAUAUCUUGAAUGAGAUUUUGAAAAAGGCGAACCUUGCCGAGGUUGACGACGGCACAGACGAAGGUGAUGACGAGAUCGGCAAAGAGUUGCGAAGAAUGGACGAACAGGAGGAGAUAGAGAAUAAGUCAAAAGAGUACACUAUUUUGACUCAGUUGCCUCAUCCGCGGUUCAAUGCAACGACAGCGGUGGUGGAUGAUUUGCUUUUCAUUUUCGGAGGUACAUGGGAGUAUGGCGAGAAGGACUAUGGUAUCGACUCUUUUUACAGUAUUGAUCUGAAUAAGCUGGAUGGUGUGAGGCUAUUCUGGGAAGAUCUCGACGCCUUAGAGAAGGCCACUUUGGUUGAUGAAGAUGCCGAAGAUGAAUUGGACGAAGCGAGCGAUGGUGACGACGACGACGACGACAAUGACGAUGACGAAGAGAAUAGAGAUAGAAAGCUCGUCGCCGAAGAAGAAGAAGAGGAGGAAGAAGAGAAAGAAGAAGAAGAAGAAGAAGAAGAAGAAGAGGAGGACGAACCCGAGAUUCCAGACCCCAGACCCUGGCUGCCUCACCCCAAGGCCUUCGAGUCGCUUCGCGAUUUCUAUCUUCGCACGGGUGCUGAGUUCUUGCAGUGGGCCAUUUCAAACAAGAGAGACGCAAAGGGAAAACAUCUCAAGAAACACUCUUUUGAACUGUGCCAGGACCGUUGGUGGGAAAGACGCGAGCAAGUCAGAAUCGAGGAAGACAAGUUGGAAGCUUUGGGUGGUGUGGAAAAUGUUAUAGAAAGAGAUCCGGCUCAGGCUUCCAAGAGAAGAUGA
Lachancea meyersii CBS 8951 is the source of this 1944-nucleotide messenger RNA. The record is from the annotation of a GenBank genome assembly. Lineage: Eukaryota; Fungi; Ascomycota; Saccharomycetes; Saccharomycetales; Saccharomycetaceae.